AUGGUUGAUAACAAUAGUAGCGAGUCACUGAAUGCUUGGAUUGAUGACUAUAGAUACCUUCCUGUUAUUAGAAUGUUUGAUGGGAUUAGGAUUAAAAUGAUGGGCAAGUGGGCUAAGAAUGAGAACAUUAUUAGAAACUGGAAGAAUGAUCAUAGUCCUAAGUGCUUAGAAUUGUUUGAGGCUAAUAGGUACCUAGCUUCCCAGUGUAGAGUGCAUUUUAGUGGAGAUGAGGGUUAUGAGGUUAGUGAGGGACAAGACAGACACACAGUUUACUUGGCAAGGAACGUGUGCACGUGUAGGGCAUGGGAUUUAAUAGGAAUCCCAUGCCAACAUGCAAGUUGUGCCAUGUGA
This is a messenger RNA of Neltuma alba, 351 nucleotides long. RefSeq lists its product as uncharacterized. The record is from RefSeq and is a predicted model, not a curated record. Lineage: Eukaryota; Viridiplantae; Streptophyta; Magnoliopsida; Fabales; Fabaceae. The coding region runs from base 1 to 351 and encodes 116 amino acids. Gene Ontology annotation, molecular function: zinc ion binding. The transcript has a single exon.